This is a messenger RNA of Hipposideros armiger (great roundleaf bat), 1636 nucleotides long. RefSeq names its product coiled-coil domain-containing protein 91. Gene Ontology annotation, cellular component: trans-Golgi network. The transcript has 6 exons. Gene Ontology annotation, biological process: Golgi to lysosome transport. NCBI's taxonomy places the organism in Eukaryota, Metazoa, Chordata, Mammalia, Chiroptera, Hipposideridae. The record is from RefSeq and is a predicted model, not a curated record. The annotation marks the transcript as partial.
GCACUACUACAGUCUUCAGUUAAGCAGCAAGUAGAAGCUAUUGAAAAACAGUACAUUUCUGCAAUUGAGAAACAAGCACACAAGUGUGAGGAGUUGUUAAAUACUCAGCAUCAGAGACUCCUUGAAAUGCUAGAUACAGAGAAGGACCUGUUAAAAGAAAAAAUAAAGGAAGCUUUGAUUCAGCAAUCUCAAGAACAGAAGGAAAUAUUGGAAAAAUGUUUGGAGGAAGAAAGGCAAAGAAAUAAAGAGGCAUUAGUAUCUGCUGCUAAGCUUGAGAAAGAAGCAAUGAAGGAUGCAGUUUUAAAAGCCAUAGAAGAAGAAAGAAAAAAUUUGGAAAAAGCCCAUGCUGAAGAAAGGGAAUUAUGGAAGACUGAGCAUGCAAAAGAUCAAGAAAAAGUAUCUCAGGAAAUUCAAAAAGCUAUACAAGAACAAAGAAAAAUUAGUCAGGAAACUGUUAAGGCAGCAAUAAUAGAAGAGCAGAAGCGAAGUGAAAAGGCUGUGGAAGAGGCAGUGAAAAGAACAAGAGAUGAAUUGAUAGAGUAUGUAAAAGAACAGAAAAGGCUUGAUCAAGUCAUCCGCCAAAGAAGCCUGUCCAGUUUGGAACUUUUCCUCUCCUGUGCUCAGAAACAGUUAAGUGCUUUGAUAGCUACGGAACCAGUUGACAUUGAAUAAAGAGAACAUGACAAGCUAACCACACUGGCUAUUGAUAAAUCAUUAGACCUCUAAAAUACAUGCUGUGAAUUAUAAAGAUGUUUUUGUUUUCUCUCUAAACCUUGGAGAAUUGAUUUCCACUUCAAGGAUAAACCAAAACAAUAUUUAGAACUACCAAGAGAUCUAAUUUAUCUUUUGGUUUUUUUUUCCUUUACAUUUACUACUAUUUUUGUGGUGGUGGUAGUGGUGGUGGUGGUGGUAAUAGUAGCAGCAGCAGCAGCAGCAACAAAGUAUUAUGUGACCCAAAAGCCAUUGAAAAUUGCCACAUUACCAAAAGUUAAUUAAGUAAACUUUAUAGCCUCUGUUGGCUUAUUGUAUUUGGCAAAAGUAGUAAAUAUCUUUACUUAUUGCCUCACAGUGACUCUUAAUAAGAUUUUAGAAUGUAAUCAUGCAUUUACUUGAUUUUAAGGUAAAAACAGCAUGGAUUUCAACAUCUCAUUCUGAUAUUACCAAACUUCGUUUCUGUAUUGGAAUCUAUUUGUAUUGGUAACAAUUGAAAAUAACUAACAAUUAUUAUAUUAAUUCAGCUUUGAUCUGAUGUACCACUUAAAGGGUUACGUGUGUGAUAUAUGCUUAUUUCCUAUUUCAGUUCUUCAAAGUCACCAUGAAUCAAGAAAGUCAUGUUUUAAAUGAAUCACACCAUGAAUUUAAUCUCUAGAAAGAGAAUAUAAUGUAACAAUUUAUAUGAAUUCCGGUUCAAAUAUAAGAGAGAUGAAAUUCUUUCCCAGUACUUUAGAGUGUAUUUAAUUCGUGAACAGUAUGCUUCAAUGGGAAAUCAUGAGUUACUUUAACAUCAAAACUAAAUGUCAUUAAAAUGUAUCCAAACAUUAUUGUCUUCUUUUCUGAAAUGCUUCUACUUUCAUGGGCUUUGUACUUUUCUGGAUUUUCUCAGUGUAAUAAUAAUAAAAAGAGUUCCAAAAACUUA